AUGUCUAUCACAAGUCCACCACGUUCCUUGUUUCAACGAGACUCGGUUCUAGCAGCUAGUAUCGAAUCAAGGCUCAAUCCUACGCCUCCUCUUCGCGCAAGACAGACAGUUGGACAAGACGAUCUUUUGGUCGGUACAGGCUCAAGUCGCGGCGGGUCUGGGUCAUCAAUCAUCGUGCGGUCGAGCGCAGAAGACCGCGAUCUUCAAGAAAGGAACUUUUGGAAAACCCACAAAGGAACCCCAGAACUGCGAGAUACAGAUUUGUUGCAAGCAGAUCCUUUUCAGGACGUCGGGAAUCUGGCACCGCAGCUACUUUCUGCGUCACAUUUGGUUCGUCAUGCGUUCAACGACAUCCCAGAAAAUGCAUCGGGUGUGGCGCUUUUCACGACCGCACCUGUCAAGGUAACAAGGCAUCCCAAAAAGCCAAAUCUACAGGCACUAGGAAAGCGUGACAUUGUGAAGUCAUAUGCCGAUGACAGUCCCUUGUUCAUUCUGCCUGACCCUCGUGAGCGUCCCAAAUCUGAUAUUUGCAAGUUGCCUCUAUCGAGCUCUGACGAGGCUGCUCCCACUUAUGGCGUUGUUGAAUACCACACCUCUCUGAACUCAGAUGCACCGAGUACUUACUCCUCGUGGUGUAGUAAAGACGACCAGGUGCUUCACUCUCUUCUCGAAAAUAGCAUAAGCAACAGGGAUAUCACAAAAGCCGCUGAAAAAGCAGAAUCGCAUGCUGUCCUACACAGGAGCGACGAGGUAAAUCCCGCAGUGUCGCAGCUGCAUGGCCAGAUGUCUCUGAAGCCUCAGCAAGAUUUGGACGAAACCUCAACGGCAAUCGUGCCAGAUCGUAGUGGAACCUCUAUGCCCAUACGCAAUGGUUCCAUAGCGAAAAGUGUUACUACGAAUUUGUCUGCUGUCGCCGAAAGCAACCACUGGUUAGCUGACCAAGAGCUAACGUCGCAGCCACAUCGGCGCCGUAGUGAAGGAUCAGGUAACGAAUCAUCAUCACACCCAUUUACUACGACAAAGCUCUCUGCACCUGUUCGACACGACACAGAAACCAAUACAUCUGCCUUGCUGCAGAUCUCUUUUAGCGUGCUGAGUGACGAAUUACAACGAGCUUUCGUGCGUAUACCACGCAAUAAUCUUCGAGAUCGCAUUCUCUUCGCAAAGGAACACGUGACGAUGUUGAGGACAGAAAACAUCUAUGAACUUCGAGUACAACUCUAUGCACAAUGCUUAGCUUUCGCGCGCGAAGGACAAAUCGUGGCUGCAGAGCAAUGUAUGCAGUGCUUGACAAUCGCACAGACCUGCAAAGACCUGAAGAGGGACGAAUUGGGACAGCAUCUGGAGGACUUGCUCAAAGAUUUCUCACGUGCUCGAAUUGAGUUUGACAAACUGAUGAAUGCAUUGAGAGCAGCGAUGCGAGCAAUCUCUGAUGGGCGUGGUAACACCACACCGCCUGCUCCCCAGAUUCGAGAAGCGAACCCGACAACCGAAAACGUCCCUGCGCAAGAUCUUAUUAGCCAAGCCGAACAUGCCCCUCCACGUCCAGAUCCAAUCCCUGGAACGUCCGCGGAUAACCAAAGUUUGCGACCGCCAGAUCAGACAACUCAUGAAACGGAUACUCGUGAUCUAGUGAAGAUCAAUGUCACGAGUACUAAAGUAGAGUCACAAGUUUGUGACUCCAAAUAUCUCAUGAAAUUUCUUGCGUUUGACGACAACCAGUACGAUAGCAUCGCUUCUUUCUGUGACAACACGCCUGCCAUCUGGGAAGAGGAUACAGAUAUUCUUCAGUCUAUGAUACAUCACUACUUGCGUAAGGAAGAUUUUUCAAAAGCUCGUCGAGUGGCUCAGAGGCUCCUAAUGCUGAGUUUCAAGUGGAGGAAGUCAGCAACUCCAAUCGAUCAGCUCAACUGGUUAAGGAGCCUUUCGCGCAGUAGAGAGCUACGAGAACAACUGGAUCGGAGCGCUGGUACAGUACUGGAAAACAUGCAGGCGCAAGCCUCACGAACAUCCACACAGCAGCAGACUCGUCGUGAACGCCGUGACAAUGCGGCUCUGCCGAUCCGCAGACCUGCAGCGUCAAUCCGCGCACCGAGUCACUCCAGUGAGAACGUUGAGAUAGACUCCGACAUGAUGCUGUUGGGAUCCAUACCAGAAGGUAGACAGCCUCCAAAUAGGCCACGAGGCUCGUUCGUUUCAUCUAAGGACAAUGACGACAGCUAUGAGAUCGCCUCCAUAGCCUCUUCGUCGGAACGCACGCGAAAUAGGAGCCUUUCACAGCUUUCUGACAUAGACUCUGUUGCUGGUGGCAGGAAACCAUUGGGCCCACAGUCUCCCGUUACCCAGUUCAUGGGUCCGUCUACCAUUGUAGAUGGGAACUGGCCGAAAGAGGUCAGAAAACCUCUUCGUUCAACAUACAAGGUUCAUUAUGGCAUCGACGAGCUUGAGAGGACCUUUGCGAAAGGAAGCCUUUUUGCAGUUUUCUGGCAUGAGAACCAUGGCCGUAACCCUCAGAAGGCCGGUGUGCUGAAUGAGCCCAUACCAGUAAAGCCAAAUAGCAAAGGCUACGUUACACAUGUCGCGAACAGCGAGACAGUUUACAGCCAUAUUCGCCGCUUCGUGGUUGUGCGGGCAAGGAAAGGGUUUUGCGUUGCAUUGCCUAUCACGUCUUACUCUAAUCGGGGAGUGUCGGCCAAGAACAUUGAGAACCGAGAGCACAACUCUCAUUGCAUCAUCCAUGACAGUGCGCGUUCACCGGUGCUCAUGCCCAACGAAGCACCUUUCACCAAGGAUCCUGUCGCAGUCAACAUGAUCAAAGGAGAAACGUUGUCGGCGAGCAGUCGUCUUUGCUAUUCUAAACCAUGCUCUAUCGACCACAAUAUUAAGGCGAGGUAUAUCGGGCGUGUUGUUGACGAGCACGUCAAUCAGGUGCUGCGUGAUUACCGAGUAGAGCACAUUGACGACGAUUAG
Molecule: messenger RNA, 2970 nt
Organism: Lithohypha guttulata
Lineage: Eukaryota; Fungi; Ascomycota; Eurotiomycetes; Chaetothyriales; Trichomeriaceae
Exons: 1
Coding region: 1-2970 (989 amino acids)
Source: RefSeq, a predicted model, not a curated record